AUGGCACCUCAGCCGAACUCCAAUCCUUUCCAGUUACCUCAAUCCAGUCAGCCGGAACCUUACCAAUCCUACCAGUCCGCUCAACAGCAGAUGCCUCAGCAACAGCAACAACAACUAUACCCACAACCUACCGGCCGCUAUGGCAAGACAGACAUUAUGGCACUCUACAACCAACCCCAAUUGGCACCAUCAAGACCCCUUGAAUCACUCCCUGAGAACGGCAUGGCACCUGCAGUCAUGCCCCAGCAACAACAGCAACAGAUCCAAGUACCAUAUCAAAUGCAGCAGCCUCCGCAAAGAAGUGUCACUAUGCCAGUGGGAAGUGGCAGCAUGAAUCCCUUCGGCACCGGUUUCUCCGCACCUCAACAAGAUCAGCAAGCUAGACCUGGCGCCAGACAUGUCAGUCAGGAAAGCAGAGACUUUGUGGGCAUGGGCAAUAGGCCACAUAGUCCUGAUGCAUUUGCGAGUUUGAGUGCGAGGUACGCUCGUUGA
Messenger RNA from Aureobasidium uvarum, 492 nucleotides. The record is from the annotation of a GenBank genome assembly. Lineage: Eukaryota; Fungi; Ascomycota; Dothideomycetes; Dothideales; Saccotheciaceae.